UGUCGGUUCAAGGAAAAACACUUUACUUUUUAUCUUCGUUGUUACUUUGAUACUUUAAAAAAAAAAUCAUAAUUUAAAAAUUUUAUUUAAAAUAACGAGGAGUGUCCAGUAGAAAGUGGUUGGUGCAUUUGAUACACCUAAAAUCUAGUGGUGAGAUCUGUGCUGUUCGGGAAUAUCUACAUGGCCUGUCCUAUUGGUUGCACAUCCCUUGGGCGACUUCCGUAUUUUCGCCUAAUUAACCACGGACAGGGGUUGUGGAUCGCACAAUGUCAAUAGUUGAGCUGUCGGAAGGCUGAAAGGUUGCCAUGUAUCUCUUCCUGAAGUUUGAACAAUUGAUCAAAAUCGUCAGCAACAUCGGCGUUGACGAUGAUUGUGUUCCAAUCGUCAAUGGAAAGGCUAUUACGAGGUCUCCCACAUUACCUACGACACCAAGACCAGGGGCAGAGUCCCCUUUACGCCAGCAACACCCCGUGCCCAUUGAAGCCAUUCCUUGGUUUAAAUCCCAAGUUGUCGAAGCAGUCUACAUUGAUUGUGGCAGUCGGGAUGCUUGCUGGGUCCCUAAGACAGUCAUGGACCAGCUUGUUACCGCCAUUCCUGACCCUCCUUCGGUGGUAGAAAUGCUGAAAAAGAAGAAAGAAGAGAAAGAGUCUACGCGAAAGAAAGAAAAAGAGAAGGAUUCUCCAAAAGUCUCUUUCACACCACCUACUGCCCGUCCACUCUUCAGACAAGGAGGUGGAGAGUCAGACUUUGACCCAACUGCUGAUGAGAUGUUUGAACGUGCCGAGAGGAUCCUUGUACAGUCAUCUAGUCAGAAGUUUUCAGAGGAGGAGGUUAUGCUGGAGUGUGCUCAACUACUGCACUGUUGUGUCUUUCCUGCCAUCAUCUUCCAGAAGGCUGACAUCCCUUUGCUGCAAGGCUGCACACGCAGAUGCACAAUCAAGAUACGUUCUUUGGAGAAAGAGAUUAUUGAGAAGGAAAAUGCUAUUACGGUCCAGGAGGUGGCACUGACCAAACACAAAGACAGGAUCAUUGCCACAGGUGAAUUUAGCAGCGAAUCGUACGUCCGUGCAUGUAGGCAGGAUUUUGUGGAUGCCUUUUAUGUUCAUGUAAUGAAAGAUGUUCCAGACAAAAACAUGAACUUGGAGAUUGUUCAGAGAAAAAUUAAUAACAUGCGUAAGAGUGAACCAGAUUCUUCUGAGCUGGAAAGAAUUGUGAAAGAGCGGGACUUGAUCCAUGAGAGGCUUGCCUUACUGAUGACCAUCAGAGAAACCAUCCGCAAUGUCUUGUACAGACCCCAUGUACCUAGGAAGAAGAAGCUAAAGAAGAAAGUGUCAGAGGAAAAUCUGAAUCUUUAUCAAGUGUUUGUUGAAACUGAUUGCUCUCUCCGGAGUUCCAGAGACGAGCUGAAACGGCUUUAUUAUCGCAAGUUACACUUUGCAGCCAUGCGUGAGGCCAUUGACAGUACAAUCAAGAUGGUUGAGUCGGGCAGUUUCCAUGGUUCUUGUGAUUUUAGUGAAUUCUCAGUCAUCAUUCAAGAACAGGGUAAUGAGCGAAGUAGUCAUACAUGGACCAGCUUACAAGGGAAGGUUGAUGACAUAAUGGAAACAAAAGAAUCAUCCAUCUACACCAUCCAUAUGGAACGAUGUCAGCUCAUUAAAGACCUCAUCCAGAGCAUUAUCAGUGACCAGAUGGUACCUGUGCGUCGAUCUGCUCCAGUGAUUCUCAAUGACAGCCAUAACAUGGAGCCCAUUAUCUGCCCAGGUUUUGAGACCGACCAGCUAAUGUCAACAUUUCCAUGUACCGUUAAAGCAGACAGUCAUUUGAGUGUAAGGAUUCAGCGUGCCACAUCAGAUCAGCUGAUCAUGUCUGUAAAAAACCAGGUUGUGUCACAUAUAUGGGAUAUUGCCAAGCGUGUUGUGAUAGAAGUUGGGCUGAACCCCAACAGUGCACGGCAUGCUAACCGUGCGUGGCUGUGCUACAUACCCUAUUUUUGCCACGAAGCACUGGAAACCUUUGAAGCAUUGUAUUCUCAUGUUCAUGGUGCCAAUGUGAGGGCACUUCACCAUAAUGUUGCAAAUUUAGCUUUGGCUGAUAUAGUUGACGACAAGUUCUUUGAAGAUUUUUUCAUGAGUGGUCUGGUUAGAGAGGAUGCUGAAUCAAAGGGUGAGGCAUGGGAGAUGAUUACAGUGCCCAGAGUGAAGUCCAGCAAUUCUCUGACUGCUGUUAGCCUGGACCUUCAGCGGUGUUCAGUCACAGAGCUAUAUGCCAUGGCAGACAGGGACUGCGCGAAGCUGUGUCAGGAGAUGUUGGAUCUUGAUCCACAGAGCAGGCCAUCAGAAUCACCUGUCCACGACAGUGGGGAAGACAACCCUGAAGGAAGCAGCUGCCAGCACAACAGCAGCAGUGAUACAGAAAACAACAGGCAGCAGCAGCUGUCCCGAACCUCCAGCAUUUCAGACAGUGGCGGCAGCAUCCACUCCGAUGAUCUUUUCUCUGACUUCUCAGAUAGUCCAGAGGUCUGCCAGAGGACAGAGAGUGCCAGCCUCAGAAGCAGUCAGACAGUACAGUCUGUCCUUGGAAUGUUUGAAUCUGUGGUGCAGCCCUUCAACAACUUGGUGCAACAGGCUGUGGAGUGUCCUGACCUGCUAGGCAAACUGCGGAUCAUUUGUCAGAGCACAACCUUCCUCAACCAGAAGGUAGAGCAGCAUUGUACAGGCCAUGGCAUGGACAGCCUGCUGCCCAUGUCCAUCUUUGCCACUGUCAGCCUGAGAGAGGAGCUGUUUGUUCGCUUCUACAUCCAGCUCCUGAUGUUGAUCGACCUGAAACCUGACUUUUUUCUUCAUUCCAUCUAUGACUUUAGUCUAACCAGUGCGUACACACCUUACCUGUUUCUUUUUGAUCGCAAAGUGACGAACAGUGUGGUUCACUCAUCUGUGUGAUGUGUGGUUUUUUUUUUUGGAUUUUCAAAUCUUGUCUCCUGAGCUACAUUAUUCCUUGUCCUAUCCAAUGAUGAAACUUUCCAGGAUCAACAUAGGCCAGAGAGUAAUAAUUCUGUUAAACCACGACAACAGAAUGGCAUAUUUCAGCAUCAUCUGAUGAUGUGUCCAACAGGGUGGUCAAAACAAGGUAGGACCCACUUCACAGUUUCAUGUUUCUCAUGGUGAUAUGGACAGUGCAACAGAAUUCAGUGGCACAAGAUUGUUUGACCAUAACUAGAAACAUUUCAGAAGCAAUGGGUUACUAACUAUGGUUAAUAAUUUAGUUCUUGUCUUUGCAUAGCAACAGAGCAUUUGUGCAGUUUAUUAGGCAAGCGCUUCAGUCAGAGCACAUGUAGUAGAGGUUUGAACUAUUUAGAUGACAUGACUUUAAAUGGCUUGUUAAAGAAAACCUAAUAUAAUUAAACUUCUGUAUCCACCACUGAUUUCUUGUGCUACACCAGGACUGGGGUCAAAAAUGAAAAGCAAACUGUAGAACAAAUUUUCACUUGUAAUUGUGCAUCAGUCUGCCAUCUCAUUGACAACAAUUGCUUUUGAGUUUUUUGAUCUUCAUGCUGCCAUGUGCCUUGUAACCAAAAUUGGAAGUACUUGCUUAAUAUGACCUCAGUGAAUCAACAACCUGCAUGUUAAGUAUGUGCUGGGUAUGAGAAAAAGCACUUUAUGAACUUAAAUGCUUAAAGAAAAUAAACUUUUCUCAUUAUGAAAAUGAUCAAAUUAUAUGCUGCUGUAUGGAUAUGCCCUUGUCCUUUUAUUUUCUCAGCCAUUAGUACUGGGCCUCAAGGUGAGACAAAGUCUUAAUACUAGACCUCACAUUGUGGAUACAGAGUGGGAGACAGGAACAUCGAAAGAAAGAUUUUUUGAGCAAAAACAAUGCCUGUGCAAUCUAUUUAAAAUGUCUUCCAGAUUUUGUGCUGUUGUCAGUUGCUUGAAAAUGGAGAUGUGUUUUUAAUUGAUUGGUGAAUAAUAGGACAAAAUCUGUGAUUAAGGGCACAGUUAUGUUUAUUCUGUUGUUAAACAAGGUGAAAGAUUUUUUUUUAUGUAAACAUAACAAUAUUGCACAGAUUUACAUUUGUAAAUAUACAUUUCUUCUUUUCACUAAUUUUAAGGAACUUUAAAUGAAUCUUGUACUUCGUCUUCCAUUUUGAAAUAUCUUUUGCUUGGAUUUCCCUUCAAGUUUACAGAAGUUUUGAUAAAUUGCUUUUAAACAAGAACAACAUAUUUUUGUAGGUUGUUUUGUUGUUUGAACAAAAGGUCUUCAUUUGCAUAUUUCCAGAUAGAUCAUAAACUGAAGAUGACAAAGGACUUUUAACUGAUAGGAUACUACAAGCACAAUUAUUAGAUUUGGGUGUAAAGUAUAACUUGUGAAAAUUCAGCUUAUGAUAGCAAUUUUAAAAUGUUCUUUGUAUCAGGGGAUGAGGCAGUUUGUUUUAAAAUUCUUUGAUCAAAGGGCUAUUUGCACAAAAGCAAGCCUUCCAUUCUGGUUUCUAUGUUUAAAAGCAUGGAGAAAAAAGAAAGCAUCGCCGAAAUCAUCUUUCUUUAUGGUAGUACUUGUAGCAUAAUAUACUGGUGGGCUUCUGAUAUGCAGUUUCUUCUGCAUUAACCCUUAUUUUCAUAUGCCAUUUAUUGCUAAUGUUUUAGCAAUCUUGAAACUGCUUUUGUGUUCCAAAAAGAAAACUCUUUAUGCGAGAGACUAUAAAUAUGUUCAUUAUGUACAAUAUCUUUAUAAGAGAAGCAUUCUUUUAUCCUCAAGAAACUUCUGGUAGUAAGCAAGUUCUUUAAAAUACACCCAAGUCUUUGUAAAGGCCAUUUUAUGAAAAGUAUGUUUUCUAUCUUCAAUAUUAUUUGACCAAAUUUUUCUUUUCCCUGAGGAUUUUCAUUUGAUGCACUGAUAACCCAAGUCUUUUUAUCGCAAACAUUUUAUGGGACUGUUCUUUCUGUAGAAAAUAUUGAAUUACCAUUGUCUUAACAGUGCCAAUGAACAAUUUUUAUGCAUCAAGCUGUAGAUGUAUUUUAUUAUUUUGAGCUUUAUAAAAGUUUUUUAUCACAUGUUGUUUGCUUAAAAUUUUGUCACAUUUGACUUGUGGUGUGAUGUUACCAUGUAAAAAUGAUCUGAAGCUGAAUAUUUUUGUGCUUCUAAAUGAAAGUGAUGCUAAGUGUCUCUUUGUUUUGAUUACAGUAAUACUUUUAUUCUUCCAUUAGGAACAUUCCUAAAGACUUGUUUUGAACAGAUGUCCAAUGUAUUGGUAAGAGGGUCUGAGCACCCACAUUUGUGAUCUUUGCGAUGAAACAGGUCCUUUCCAAAACUUGCAGGUCCAAGAGGUACAUGAUUGUUAAAGAUCUGAUAAAAUUUUUUCAAAAUGCCGUGAAGAUUAUAUCUGGAAAGUAAUGAAUGGUGCCAAGGGCUUCUACCGAAUGUGUUUAGCCAAAGGGCUUCUACCCAAUGUUUUAUACAUCCUGCUGCACCAUUGCACAUCAGACAGGAGUUUGGAAAGAGAUAAUGCAGCUAACGAGAAAUAUAAAAGAUUUUGUAAAAAUGUUGGCUGUUGAACAGCCAAUCAAAGAGAUAUAUAUUAAUGUUUUUGAUGUAGCUAGGUAAAGGUCUCAGGAUUGGAUGAUAGACUACUGUGUCCCGAUAAACACCUUUUCAAAUUACUUGCAAGUUGGUAGGGCAUAUUUUGGUUAUAUGUCUUGAUACAUGUGAUAUUUAUUUGUUUUCAUAUUUCUACGAGUUAAAGUAGCCCAUUAAUUGAAAAGGAAGCUAUGAAACCUUAUGGAAAAUUUGCACUAAUUGUUAUGUGGUACUGGUCUUUCUUCUCUCCAGCCCUUUUGAUUAAUUUGGGUCUCUUGAAACAUCAGUCUGCUAUAAAAUGGGAGUAAAUCAAUUUUAUUUAACUUCAUACUGCAGAAAUAGUAAUAACUUUUUACUUUGAUCAUAAUGUCAUGUUUCCAGUAGGUCCUUCGACACCUGAAAUGAUACAAAGAAAACAUCAUAGCAUCAGCUGGACCAAAACUUUCUCGUUCUUCUUCUUUUGAGAUCAUUAAUAUUUACAAUGACUAUUAAACUGCAUUAACUUCUGGGCAGCAAAUAUUGUUUCCUUUAUUGUUUAAGAGAAUUUGUUUGUUUAAAGAACAUUGUUUAGUGUGUUAAGUGCUGUCCCAAAGCUGACAUUGUGCAGGUUAAAGGCUUGACACAUUCCAACAUUAUUUGAACAACUUCCCACUCUUUGUGGGAAUAUUGUAUAGUUUAAAAUCUCACAUUGCAUCUUGUACUUAAACACUUGCCUGAUAUUUCAGGAAAUCAAGAAAUGGUGAAUGUUGGUCUGCAAAGACUGUGAUGGUCUUUCAGCUGCUAUUCUUUCCUAAUGUGUUCAUUUAUUCAUGAAAGGAAAACAGAUUUAUUAACUCUGGGUUUGCAAUGGUAGGACCUGCACAAAAUUUUAUCAAAACGCUAUUGCAAAUAGUUUCUAAGUUACCAGUGGCUGUUACCUCAUGUAAAUGAGUUAUUUUACAUUUUGGGGAACUUGUGCAGCAUUCCUUGAGUCCAUAUGCUGUUUUCUUUGUAACUCAUCAAAGUGAUUGUGGCAUUGAUGUAGAAUAUUUCGUAAGGGCAAGGUGAACAUUCUUUAGUUGUAAAUGCUGUGGUUGUUGUGGGUUGAAUUUCGAGUGAAAAAUAUUAUUUCUUAGUAAUAUUUGUCAGAUGGGUCCAAGAUAAAUAGUUUAUUAGGUUUAUCCUUGCAUCCUGCAUCCAUUUUUAUUGUUUUCAGAAUGGGUAUUUCAUUUAAUCCCAUUAGUAACUGUUCUAUUUCACAGGUGAAGGAAGGAUGAGGGCUUGGGUAGAUUCUUUUGUUCAAAUUUUCUAUUCCAUUUGCUGUUCAUCAUGCAGUUUUGUAUGAGCAUUAUGGCGUACAUGCUGAGUGCAUAUGCACCUUUGUCUUUUUUAUUCAGAUCAGUAAUCAGUAAUUUAUUGUUUUUCUUCACACUCUGCUUUCUUUUGGUAACAAAGGACACUACUGUGCUGCAGGAGUAAAGUUUUUGUCAAGAAAACAUAUAUAACACAUUUUAGGGCUGGAGUAGACCAUCAUGACAUGGUCUUAAGUUUCUGAUAUGGUAAACAACAAAAAAAAAAUCUAAGAAAAGCCUCAAAUAUUUACUGUCCUCAGAACAAGUUUGUGCUGGAGAAUUGAUCACAAAUAUUUUGCUGCUGUUUUACAAUGUACCCUAAUGCAUUUUUGUUGAAACAGCAGUCUAAUUUAUCCUUUUUUUUUUUUUUUUUAGAUUUACUGUGAUAUUUGGGGUAUGGCUGGUGAGUUUAUCAGGAUUUUGAACUGGAAUUUGCAGCCUUGUGCUAGAAAGCAAAGAUUGAUUUGACUGAUAAUGAAGUGGGGAGAGAUCUCCAACUCAAACUCAAACUUUUAUUGACUAUGCCUGAGCCUAUUUUGAAGGAAAGGGAACAACAAUCUUAACCAUUAAUAUCUUUAUCAGUAUCAUGGACAUAGGCUGGAGUGUGUCAUGUGAAAAAUAAAAUUAACUUCAGUUAAUGCGAUCACAUCUUGAUCUCAUACAGAGAACAUAGAACCAAUGAAUUGUAUGAAACAAGAUGGCCACACUCGUAGGACACCAGGAACCUCUACCUUCAACAAUCAAGUGACAUAAGCUGGUCUUCUUUGGCCAUGUGACGGCACAACACCUUGUUGAAGACUAUCCUUCAAAGCGCCUUGGAGGGUAGUCAACACCGCAGUCACCUGAGGAAAAACUGGCUUAUGAAUGUCAAAGACUGAACUGGUCGUUCUGUAUAGGACCUGCUGACUAUCACUCACAAUAGGCAAGAGUGGAGGGGGUCUUUCAGCUGCCGUGUCUAUCCAUGUGAUCCCCCCAACGACAGGUGCCGGUCAAGGGUCGACUGACAUAAGAACAAGAACAGCAGUAUCAUCAUUAAAGCAUCAACAGUAGGUGAGACAACUUAGCUGCUGUCUAUGGCCAUCAGUUUUAUACACAUGGUUACAUGCACAAGGGGGUACGAAAGUGUAGAACUAAGAGCAAAUUAAGUAGGGUUCUUGGUUAUCAAUGUAAAUGUAUGAUCAGUAGUGCUAUAUUCAAUGUAAACAAUUUGAUCAAUAGUGCUACAAUCCUUUUGGAACACAGCCUGCUCUUCCUUGUGUCAUUUUGUUUAACCCAUUGUGUGACUCUUAUGACUAAUAUACCUUACUACAAAUAUGUAGAAAUGAUAUGCUGCUAUAAUUCUCUAGCUGUGAAGUAUUUCCCUUUUUGGAUAGCAGUUUCUGUCCAUGAAUCAGGGUACUCAAAUAUUAAAAAUUUACAAGAGGCUUAAUUCUUUUCCAGUUAUAGAACUAUUCCUGAUAUCAGCAUCUUCAUUGCCAGUAUUAUUAGGAGGUAUGUUAUCGUGACCAGGUGUCACAAUUUUCACAAAUUUUUGAAUUCAAUUAUUCCUUGCAUGUGAAGCAGGGGAAGGGCGACACAGACAUUUUGCAACACACUAGACACAUCCUGUGACAGUGUAUUUGGCGGUUAAAUUUGUUAGCUGUUGGGCAAUACAAAAAGAGAGCAGCUUUGUACAUCAACUGCCCACUGGCAGUAUAAAACAGAAAUCAUCUAUGUGCUUUAAAACAUCACCCACUAAUGCAUGGUUCUACUCCACUUAUGCUCAAAACCUUAACUCCUACAUGCACUUGUAGGUAUAUGCAUGCAUCCACACACACACAUACCAACAUGCACAUGCUUAAGAUAUACUGGUAGGUGGAAAUAAGCCAUUGGGAAAGAUCUGGUCUUGCCUUUCAAGUCUUUGAGUGUUUAUUUUUUCAGCCUGAUUAUGUAAUGAUUACUUGUUUACUCUUCAAUGGUUCUUGUGCUGAUGCUUUUUCUUCUGCCUUAACUAGAUUUUACAUCCUUUUAACCCUAACCCUUUUUUUUGUGAGGGCAGCAAAAUCUGGUGUCCUGUGUGUCAGUGGCUGAUUUUAAGAGCUUGACAUCUAGGGAGGUUUAUGGCGGUCAAAUUUUGUUGUUGUUAUGCACAAUUUGACUUUUUGUUUUUUGUAAGACCACAAAAAAUGAUUCCAUGGAUGCAUUUUAUGAUAGGACACCAGUAAAUACAAUGGAAAUGCUUUUGUAAAAUAUGCAUCCUAAAUCUGGCCUAAAAUUAUUCUAUAUUAGGGAUUAGAAAUACUAUUUUUAUUGUAGAACAUGGAUAAAAGAGAUUAAUAAUUAUGCUACAAUAAAUACAUCCCCUCAUUGUG
Molecule: messenger RNA, 9247 nt
Organism: Pomacea canaliculata
Lineage: Eukaryota; Metazoa; Mollusca; Gastropoda; Architaenioglossa; Ampullariidae
Exons: 4
Coding region: 306-2939 (877 amino acids)
Source: RefSeq, a predicted model, not a curated record